Molecule: messenger RNA, 1743 nt
Organism: Limulus polyphemus (Atlantic horseshoe crab)
Lineage: Eukaryota; Metazoa; Arthropoda; Merostomata; Xiphosura; Limulidae
Product: Fanconi anemia group I protein-like
Exons: 16
Biological process (GO): DNA repair
Molecular function (GO): DNA polymerase binding
Source: RefSeq, a predicted model, not a curated record
UGUUGUUAUUAGCUGCAGAAGAAUCAUUUGUAAAUACAGUUUUCCUCCAGUUCAUCAAUAUCAUUUAUGUCAGUAUUUUGGGUGAAAUAAAAAUGGAAAAGCAGUUACUCCAACUUGCUGAACAAAGAGAUUUACAAGGGCUAGUUGGACAUGCCCAGAAUGUAGAGUUAACACAGAUUUUCAAACUUUUAAGAGAAGAACUCUACAAAGGACGAUCUGCUGCAGUUACAGUAGUAAGAGCUUUAUUUCAAGGAUUUGCUUCAAGUGAUGAUGGAAGUUAUAAGAAGAGAUUUGAGACCUAUAAGUUUGUCCUGAAUAUAGUGCAGAAAACUGAGCUUCAGCAACAUAUAGCAUCUGAAUUAGUUGGACUGUUAUUAUUAGAGACAGACCUCUUGCGUGUUGACUGGUUAGCAGAACUAGCAGAUAAUUUUGUGGAUAGCAUCAAAAAUGGAGAAAACUUAAAUGGAAGGUGGCUUGAACUUGUUCCUAAGGUAUUGGCAACUAUAGCAUCACGAGAAGUAGCUGCUUUUGAAGGAAAUGAGAUGUCAGGAGCCCAGUAUAAAAGUGACAUAGUUAAUUCUUUGUGCUCAUACAAGUGGGAUCCUAGGAUUGCUGUGCAUUUGGCUUCAAUGUUCAGGGAUACACCACUAAGCCAACAAGAGUUAAAGCUGGUCUUGGACAAAUUAUUGAGAUUUUUACCAGAUCUUGAUCUACAGGAAACACCUUCUUUGAUCUAUCAACUUUUAUUACUGGCUGCUAAGGGUCCACGAAAAAUGAUUUUAAAUGAACUGGUCAGAUUUUUCAAUCAACUAGAUGAGAAAUUUUCCAUGCAACAGAAUCAAGAUACUGAAACACCAGAUUUUGCAUUAAUGGAAGCCCCUCACAACGUUGAGCUUGCUAGACAGACUGAAGGAACAAUCAUUCUACAUGUGACAUUUGCUGCCAAACAAGAUCAAGAACUUGGAAAGGAAUUUGUUAAAAUGCUAAAGGCGAGACAACAUAAUCCAAAGUGUGUUCUUUCACCGUUUAAUCUGGCAUUGAGUCUAUCACUAAGUAAGAUGAAGAGAUUUGAAGGCCAAAUUUUAGAUGUUUUGAGAAAUGCAGUUCUUCGAAGUUUUCAAGAAAAGCAGAAAAAAUGUGACUCAAAUUGGAUGAGAAAGAUGCUCCCAAUGGAUUUUGAAGUAACAACCUCUCUCCUGGAAACCAUCUCCAACAGUCAGUUUGGUUGGGAUUAUGUAACUCAAGGGUUAAUAAGGCUUGGCUUCACUCUUCUUGACUCUUUUGGACCAAAGAGGUCAUUUGAACGAGCCAGUAAUCUUCCAUCUCGCCCUAAACCACAAACACCGAAUGAGGAAGCAUGUUUGCUAGGAGCUCGUAUUAUUCAAGAAACAUUCAAGACUCAUGAAAUAGUCAGGGCAGAAGUUUUGGAACAGAUUCUGAACCGUGUUGUUACAAAGAACACAUCUCCUGUGGCUCAUUAUGUUGCCGUUUUAGCAAAGACAGUUCAUGCAGCCCCCCAGUUAUUUUUGGAUUCCUUAGGUCGUUUGCGGGAAGUUUUAGACUAUCUCCCCUUUCUACCUCACUGCUCAGCUGAAAGACUUCUGAGUGCUUUCAUUCCACUUCUCAAAAUCAGCAUUUAUCUGAAGGAUUCCAUGAUGUUACUGCUAAGAAAAGCAAUGUUUAACAGGUUAAGAACUUUUUCAUCAGUCAUAAAUAUUAUACCAAUUUGUGUUUAUAUAUUUG